Molecule: messenger RNA, 1023 nt
Organism: Trichoderma citrinoviride
Lineage: Eukaryota; Fungi; Ascomycota; Sordariomycetes; Hypocreales; Hypocreaceae
Exons: 3
Coding region: 1-1023 (340 amino acids)
Biological process (GO): tRNA methylation
Cellular component (GO): tRNA (m1A) methyltransferase complex
Source: RefSeq, a predicted model, not a curated record
AUGGCACCUCUCCGCUCCCCUGAAGCCAGAGUCCCGCGUGAAGCUCUCAUACGGCGCUUCCAUUUCCGGCAGAGACCUCAUCGGCCCUACAUCAUCAACAGCGAGCGUCUUGCCACACCAAUCUACCCCAACGACGCCAACACCAUUGUGUCUCUCCUGGACCUCAACCCCUCCCGUCCCGGAGAAGACGAAGAAGGAGAAGAUCAAGCUCCCCCUUUUGAGAUCUUCGAGGCAGGCACCGGCAUGGGCAGCCUCACUCUCCACAUCGCCCGCGCCUUGCACGCCGCAAACCCGCCUCUACCAGCUGCCCUCAGGCAAAUCCUCGUCUCUUCACCCUUUAAACCUCGCUAUGACUUUGCCACUUCAAGAGGCUGCCUCGACAUCUCCCCCGAGGAGCAGGCUUCUCUAGACGAGUAUGCGUCCUCCCGCCGUGCCGUCCUGCAUACCCUCGAUCGCAACUCGAAGCAUGCCCGCGCCGCGUAUAAGCUGGUCCGGAACUUUCGCCGCGCGCAGUACCUGCCUUCCGUCGACUUCCACGUCGGCUCCGUGGAUGACUAUCUCAGCCGACGGCUUGAGCAGACCGGCGGACAGCCUUUCCUCUCCCGCGCCAUCCUCGACCUCCCUUCCGCUCACGAAAACGCCGAGCGGGUAAUCGAAGCCCUGCAUCCCAACGGCUUGCUCAUCCUCUUCAAGCCGUCCAUCAGCCAGAUUGCCGAUUUCCAAGCUUGGUCCAACGAGACGAAGCAGCCCGUGCGCAUGGAAAAAGUCAUCGAGCUCUACUCCACCACCGCCUCCGACGGCGGCGUCCACGACAGUUCCGGAGGCCGACACUGGGACGUCAAGAUGGUCGUGCCGAGGGCCGAGCAAGGCGAGGGGGGCAAUCAGAAGCCGGUGCAGGUGAUGCGGCCGCGGGUAGGGGAACGUGUUGCCGGCGGAGGGUUUGUGGCUGUAUUGCGGCGAUGGCCGGUUUCGGAGAUGCCGGUGCAGGAAGCUCCUGCGGAAGAAACGGAGGUUCAGGAGUGA